This is a messenger RNA of Pipistrellus nathusii (Nathusius's pipistrelle), 1272 nucleotides long. The record is from the annotation of a GenBank genome assembly. Lineage: Eukaryota; Metazoa; Chordata; Mammalia; Chiroptera; Vespertilionidae.
AUGUCCGCCAGUGCCGUCUACGUGUUGGACUUGAAGGGCAAGGUGCUCAUCUGCCGGAACUAUCGCGGUGAUGUGGACAUGUCGGAAGUGGAGCACUUCAUGCCCAUCCUGAUGGAGAAGGAGGAGGAGGGGAUGCUGUCGCCCAUCCUGGCCCAUGGGGGCGUCCGCUUCAUGUGGAUCAAGCACAACAACCUGUACUUGGUCGCCACUUCCAAGAAGAAUGCGUGCGUAUCACUGGUGUUCUCUUUCCUCUAUAAGGUGGUGCAGGUGUUCUCAGAGUACUUCAAAGAGCUGGAGGAGGAGAGCAUCCGUGACAACUUUGUCAUCAUCUACGAGCUGCUGGAUGAGCUCAUGGACUUUGGCUACCCCCAGACCACAGACAGCAAGAUUCUGCAGGAGUACAUCACUCAGGAAGGCCACAAGCUGGAGACGGGUGCCCCGCGGCCCCCCGCCACCGUCACCAACGCAGUGUCCUGGCGGUCCGAGGGCAUCAAGUACCGGAAGAACGAGGUGUUCUUGGACGUCAUCGAAUCUGUCAACCUCUUGGUCAGUGCCAACGGCAACGUCCUGCGCAGCGAGAUCGUGGGCUCCAUCAAGAUGCGGGUCUUCCUCUCGGGCAUGCCCGAGCUGCGCCUGGGCCUCAACGACAAAGUCCUCUUCGACAACACAGGCCGCGGCAAAAGCAAGUCCGUGGAGCUGGAGGAUGUGAAGUUCCACCAGUGCGUGCGGCUCUCCCGCUUCGAGAAUGACCGCACCAUCUCCUUCAUCCCGCCCGACGGCGAGUUCGAGCUCAUGUCCUACCGUCUCAACACCCACGUCAAGCCCCUGAUAUGGAUCGAGUCAGUGAUUGAGAAGCAUUCCCACAGCCGCAUCGAGUACAUGAUCAAGGCCAAGAGCCAAUUCAAGCGGCGGUCAACAGCCAACAACGUGGAGAUCCACAUCCCUGUGCCCAAUGACGCCGACUCGCCCAAGUUCAAGACAACGGUGGGGAGUGUCAAAUGGGUCCCUGAAAACAGCGAGAUCGUGUGGUCCAUCAAGUCCUUCCCAGGCGGCAAGGAGUACCUGAUGCGGGCCCACUUUGGCCUGCCCAGCGUGGAGGCUGAGGACAAGGAGGGCAAGCCCCCGAUCAGUGUCAAGUUCGAGAUCCCCUACUUCACCACCUCCGGCAUCCAGGUGCGCUACCUGAAGAUCAUUGAGAAGAGCGGGUACCAGGCCUUGCCGUGGGUCCGUUACAUCACUCAGAAUGGAGAUUACCAGCUCCGGACCCAGUGA